Messenger RNA from Pisolithus orientalis, 944 nucleotides. Its product is annotated as high mobility group box domain-containing protein. The coding region runs from base 255 to 911 and encodes 218 amino acids. The transcript is spliced from 5 exons. Lineage: Eukaryota; Fungi; Basidiomycota; Agaricomycetes; Boletales; Pisolithaceae. The record is from RefSeq and is a predicted model, not a curated record.
CUUGUGCGUCUAACAAGGGAUUCUGGUUAUUGUGUCAUCUUGCAUUGGUUGAUAAGGGACCCUUACCAAUGCGGUUUACCCUACUAGUUGGGUUUCAAUUUAUUAGCAAACCUAAUAGCCACCAACAAACAAAAGCUUAUAAUUGCUUACAACUAUCAACAAACUAGUCAAAUUUUCCCUCUUCCUACUAGUUCACUCUCGCAGAACCCCCCCAUCCCUUGCAGGGCACGCGUCUCAACGCCUCCCUACCUAUCAUGGCCACCAAAUCCUCCAAAGAAGAGGUCCCAGAUGUAGAAUCAACUCGAUCUCAGUUCAUUGCCAAGUUGGCUAACACGGCCGACGCGAUGCGCAAAUUCAGCACCUUCGCUGACACUCUUGCCCAAGUGGUUGCCAAAAUACCACUGGAUGACCCGGAGAUCAUCGAGACUCUCCAGGCGGUCGUCGACGCGACACCCACCGUCUCUAGGAAGCGUAAGCUCGAGGACACGACCGAAGAAGGUGGGAAGAAACGUAAACGCGAAAAGAAAACAAAAGAUCCCAAUGCUCCGAAGGCCCCUCCUUCCGCAUACAUUAUGUUCCAGAAUGAUGUCAGGACUCGCGUCCGCUCAGAGCACCCCGACAUUGCGUACAAAGAGUUGAUGGGAUUGAUUUCCAAGCAGUGGAAUGCUCUCUCUCCAGAGAAAAAACAACCUUACUUUGAUAAGGUCACCAACGCGAAGAAAAAUCACGAAGUGGACAUGGCCAAGUACAUUGCUGAGCAUCCUGGCCCAGUGGAAGAAGGGUCAGUUCCCAAGAAAGCCAAGAAAGCGGCGGAGCCUGUCGAGAAACCUGUCAAGAAACCUGUAUCCGCUGCGGCUAAGCCUGCUGCCAAGUCUGUUGAACAGGCCGAGUCGCCAGAAUCUGCUUUCUGAGGAGAGCUUCCGAUAUUUCGGACGAGGACAACG